CCUUUCUUGACAGAAAUCCAAAAUAACCUCACUUCGCCAUUGUUCUAAAGGCAUUACAGAAUUUAAGAAGUUAUUAAAUAUGGCAAAACCAGUGGACUUGGAACUGAAAAAAGCAUUUAUUGAAUUGCAACUUAAAAUGGUGGAAACCAGUGAAAAAAUUCAAGUGAUAGAUUCUCAAAUAGAAGUACUCAAACGCGUCUUGCAGCAUGUUGAUAUUACUCAACGAGAGAUUAGUACAUUUCCACCUGCGACUAAAACUUAUGAAUCCGUUGGCAGAAUGUUCCUCCUCACCGAUUUAGAUGAGGUCAAGAACAACUUAAAGACACGAAAGUCGCAAUUAUCGACUCGUAUAACAGAAUUAGAGAACAAUACACAGUAUUUAGAGAAGAAUCUGAAAGAGAGUGAAGACAACAUCAGAGAAAUGGUACAACAGAGGAAAGAGCAAAGUGACGCUAAAUCUAACUAAAGAAUAUAUUUUUCGGCUUUAUUUAUACAGCAAUACUUUAAAAUUUAAAUAGUUAUAAUGAAAAGAGAAGUUUUAAUAAAACCACUGAACUUUGAACCUGCUUAUAGCCUAGUGGGUGAAUAGAUGAGAUUUUGUUAUGCAGUGCAGAAUUCUGCAUCUGGGCCCAUUCAACGUUAUUAAACUAAACUAAUGGACAAGCAUUAGUGUUUUAUGGUUUAAGUGUUGAUUGACUAUAUAAUAACAUAAUACAUUAAAGUGAGAUACUGAUCCAAGCGCUUUACUAUGCUAAACAGAACACAAUAAAUAAUUUUUCAGAA
This is a messenger RNA of Spodoptera litura, 783 nucleotides long. RefSeq names its product prefoldin subunit 1. The record is from RefSeq and is a predicted model, not a curated record. Gene Ontology annotation, cellular component: cytoplasm; prefoldin complex. Gene Ontology annotation, biological process: protein folding. NCBI's taxonomy places the organism in Eukaryota, Metazoa, Arthropoda, Insecta, Lepidoptera, Noctuidae. Gene Ontology annotation, molecular function: protein folding chaperone.